Molecule: messenger RNA, 588 nt
Organism: Labrus bergylta (ballan wrasse)
Lineage: Eukaryota; Metazoa; Chordata; Actinopteri; Labriformes; Labridae
Source: RefSeq, a predicted model, not a curated record
CACCUGAUCACAUGAUCACAUGAUCACCUGAUGCUGCUGUGUGAGUGCACGCACUGUGUUUGUGUGUUUAUCUCUUCAAGUGAUAACCUCAGGUGUGUUCUGCAGAAAAUCAACCCACAGCUGGACGAGUUUUUCCAGACUCUGAGGAGGAAGGUGAAGAUCGGCAUCGUGGGGGGGUCGGACUACUCCAAAAUAGCAGAGCAGCUCGGGGAAGGGGACGACGUGAUACACAAGUUUGACUACGUGUUUGCAGAGAACGGGACCGUGCAGUACAAAGACGGGAAGCUGCUCUCAAAGCACGCGAUUCAGAACCAGAUCGGGGAGGAGCUUCUGCAAGAGCUCAUCAACUUCUGUCUCAGUUACAUGGGACUCAUCAAGCUGCCGAAGAAAAGGGGGACCUUCAUCGAGUUCAGGAACGGCAUGCUGAACAUCUCUCCCAUUGGUCGGAGCUGUACACGAGAGGAGCGAAUCGAAUUCUCUGAAAUCGACAAGAGGGAGAAGAUCCGGGAGAAGUUUGUUGCUGCUCUGAAGGAGGAGUUCUCUGGGAGAGGUUUACGCUUCACUCGAGGUGAGAAGCUUCAGGCUGCA